CUGGAACAAUCCGCCUGUGCGUUGUCCUGAUUAUGCCAAGAUCGAAUAGUCGAAGAAACGCGAUAUGUAUAUUUGUACAUACACGUAUAAAGUAGGCAGUAGCUAUACGAACAUAAACGUAAUGCAUACAUUGCAAUUAUGAGUUGCUACCAAGAUCAUGGAUCAACCGAGACUCAAGAGUGACAUGAACUAAUAAUUGUUAUGAUUACGACAUUGGUCUACUUACGAAACGUUCAAAUCGAAACCGCGCAGUGUUGAGCGUCGAGAUGGAUCGCGUUCUGUAUUACAAGGGGUGGGUUUCGCUUACCUUCAUCUGGGUCAGAUGUAAUUCUAGGAGUAGUCGAAGGAGUCGCGUGACACCGAACUUUCAAUUCGUGUAACUUCAUCGCAUCUAUGACGAUCCGAUUUAAUAAGUACUUAGAUACCUACUGCGCAACCAUGUACUUGCUUAUCCGCGUAGGUCAGCGGGUAAGUUGCGUGUGCAAAUGUGUUUAUACAUGUUUCUUCGUUUCAUUCGAUUUCUGUCGGCAUCGAGCCUGUCCACUGUGAUAGCGCGUCGCCGAAGGUGCGCCUGAGAGCACCGGUACGUCAGAGCAGCGAAUCUGAUGCCUGUGCGUUAAAGUCCAUGUGCACGGUACAUGGAGAGCUCAUAUUAUACUAUGAAAGAGCAGCACAGCACGCUAUCCGUGCCUCCGUACCGGUUAGUGGUUGCUGACAUUGCAACGUAAGUAUAAGUACUUCGUCGAUCAGUUAAAGUAUGGAUACACGUGUCAAAAGUGACAUCGCAUAGCGUGCUAAUUGUUCGCGAAAUUUUACUUACCGUAUAACGUAACAUUUAAUUUCUCUGAAUUUUUUAGUCGCGUCGUUGAUUUUUGUAUCGGAAUCACUUUGUAUCUACGUUACGUAGUGUAGUAAAAGAGAAGUGUGUUCGCCAGAUGAGUGAACAUCGGAAGUGUCGCUACGUAAAUAAUAACCGUGAGAUUGGUACCUUCGUUAAAGCGGAAAUUGGUGUAAUAUAAGAGAUUACCAACGCUCUAUAAGCUUUCCUCUACUUAUGUUAUUUCUUAAUUUCGUGUGUGCAAUUUUUUCAACGAAGAAAAAUUUACUCCUUCGCGGACGUAUCUGUUGAGUUUGCAACAGUUUGCAAUGUUUGCAUUUAUGUACAAAUUAUACGUAUACAAUAAAUAACAUAUGACGAUGUAACUUGGUCGACCGACAACUUAACAAAAAAGGGGAGACAAUAUGAAAAUGCGACGCAAUUUAUUCGCAUAAAUCGGCAUUUUUUUCUCACUUUCCUUAUCGUACACCGCCUAUACCUCGUCCAAUUUAUAUGGAUCAACGUCCGAAAAAUGUUCGUGCCUUUCAUCCAACGGACCCAGCUUACGGUACGUUGAAUUACGAUAUCGGAGCGCUGAAUAAGCGUCAAAUACGACGUUUAAAUUCGAGAAAAGGCAUCGAGAGAAACGAAAAUGAACUUUAUCUUGGAGCGCAUCCAGAAAUCAAAGGGUUCAUCUCAAUUUUACUUAGGUACGUGCUGCAUAAGCAACCUUCGAUGGACCUGCACGAAACGAUAGGUGAUUUUUUCAACAGACCGCGUCAUCAAAUACUCGUCGAUCUUUUACAAUACUUGUUGCAAACCGAAGAACCGUUUUCACUCGGCGAUGGAUUUCAAAUGCUGACAAAUUGUUGUCCUUAAAUUUUGAGACACGUUUAUCGUACAUAUUUCAUGUAGUAAAAAUAUAUUCGAUUCGAUAUA
Molecule: messenger RNA, 1756 nt
Organism: Ceratina calcarata
Lineage: Eukaryota; Metazoa; Arthropoda; Insecta; Hymenoptera; Apidae
Exons: 3
Coding region: 1331-1696 (121 amino acids)
Source: RefSeq, a predicted model, not a curated record